AAAAUUCAAUAUUCAGCAUGUUCCGGAUAACAUCGUUGAUUUCUAGUAGAUCCAAUAUUGUCUGGCGAUACACGUGCUUUGGAACCUACGCUACGAAAUCCAUCAGACGCCCGACUCCAGAGCCAACGGAAAAGGUGCCCGACGUGAGCACCUUCCUCCAAAAAAUUGGCCGUGGUGUGUCUGAAUACACAGACACUUUUGAGAAUGACUGGCAGAAAUUUUGGGACCUGGGCUCUUCAGGGAUGAAAAAACAGGGACUAGAGCCUCGUGCCAGAAAAUAUAUUCUCGACUGGCAGGAAAGAUAUAGAAAGGGUGCCGAGUUGCACGAGAUCCCAAGGGGCGAGAAACUCCACGGGGGAGAGCGCAAAAGAAGAAUUUACCUUGCCGAGAAAAGGCUCAAGGAGGCUAGAGAGCUUGCUCAGCUGAAGAGACGGUUCAAGAUCCAGAGCAAUGAGGAAAGGAGAAAGAGAGAGAGGUUUGAGAGAUUGCACCAGAUGAAUAUGUAAAUAGAACAGCAAGAUAAUCACACGAAAUUUGAAUGGUAGUCGUACUGGUGCUGAACAGACUGUGUACUCAACAUAGGGCUGAAUUGAUACGCUCAAUAACUCUGGCUCAUUCUAUAGGCCAGCCAUGAUAAAUGGCAGCUCGACCUUGAGAAACACCAUCCCUCACUUUUUUUAUUCAUUCAGAUUCACG
This is a messenger RNA of Ogataea polymorpha, 696 nucleotides long. RefSeq lists its product as uncharacterized. Gene Ontology annotation, cellular component: mitochondrion. The coding region runs from base 18 to 506 and encodes 162 amino acids. The record is from RefSeq and is a predicted model, not a curated record. Lineage: Eukaryota; Fungi; Ascomycota; Pichiomycetes; Pichiales; Pichiaceae. The transcript has a single exon.